This is a messenger RNA of Boleophthalmus pectinirostris (great blue-spotted mudskipper), 4875 nucleotides long. RefSeq names its product guanine nucleotide-binding protein subunit alpha-11. Bases 1108 to 2187 code for a protein of 359 amino acids. The transcript is spliced from 7 exons. The record is from RefSeq and is a predicted model, not a curated record. Gene Ontology annotation, biological process: adenylate cyclase-modulating G protein-coupled receptor signaling pathway; action potential; phospholipase C-activating dopamine receptor signaling pathway. Gene Ontology annotation, cellular component: heterotrimeric G-protein complex. Gene Ontology annotation, molecular function: GTPase activity; guanyl nucleotide binding; G protein-coupled receptor binding. Lineage: Eukaryota; Metazoa; Chordata; Actinopteri; Gobiiformes; Gobiidae.
AAUGUAUACAUUUACACGAGCCCCGCCCAAAACUCUCACAAGAUGGUCUUUCAUUUGCUUCACAAUUGUCAAUCAAUCUUAUUCCAUGUCUACGUCAGCAGCAGCGCCACCAGAGCUCAGGAGUGGGAGACGAGGAGCGUCCACCAGCACCAGAAAAAUACCUGGACUGAGAGAGUGCACGGACUAAAUGGGGUCAUUUGACUACGUGUAAGACUUUUUGCGUCUGAGAUAUUUUUUAUCCGCAGAGCAUUUUGGAGAUCAUCCGUUUUGUGCAAUGGAAAACAUCUGUCAAGCUCGACUUUCAGUUUCCUAGCCACUAGGCUGCAAUUCCAAGGAUGGCUAGCUGAGCUAGCUAGCUAACAAUUAGCCCUCCCAUUUAGCUGUGCUCACAGGACGAUUCGACUGGCUGCUCCUCCGCUCCUUUUUUCAUUGUGGUUAUAUUGUUUCACCGCUGGAUGUUUUGUGACCAUCGAUAUUUCCAUUUAAAGUCAGCAUCGAUGCUAUGUCUUCUGUAAAUGCCUUGUUGGACGGGCGCUCAUUGUGACUGCGCGGGCGUAUACAGUUGGAUUCAGGGCGGCUAAACCAGUACUCGGCCGGGCCACCAGCAGACGGCUAAUACCAAUGAGGCAGCGACAGCACGUAGAGUCCCACUGUCUCUGGGACCGAAGGGGGUAGUCGAAAAAGAAACAGGCUUUUUAGAUUUUCAGUGGAGAAUCCUGUCAUUUCAGUAAGAGUCACAGACGCUGGCACAGUGGAUAUCACCAGCUUGCCCUCUCGUCAGUCAGUUUCAGCGCUAGCCUUGCUUAGCCUGCAAGCUAAGCAAUCUUAAAUCGCAGCACACCAAUUGUAAUUCGCACCAUUCAGUUAUUUCACUUCAGAUAGGAGUGUGGAGUCAAUCAGCCGUCCCCGUAGGCUGUGGAUUUACACACGGCCUGCUUGCCAAAUAUUUGACCAUUGGCGGCAGUUCUGCAGUCAACACAAGGCCCAAUUCUGCACUAAGUAACCAUCUUAUCCAACGGAGUGCUGAAGUAGCCUGUUGUCCAGAGGAAUUGAUUGAUUUGAGACCAGUCUGCGCCCCUUGACAAACGGGCUUUAGCUCAUGCGGUGAUGACUUUAGACUCCAUGAUGGCUUGUUGCCUGAGUGAGGAGGCGAAGGAGUCCAAAAGAAUCAACGCAGAGAUCGAGAAACAGCUCAGACGGGACAAGAGGGAUGCAAGACGGGAGCUCAAGCUCCUGCUUCUGGGUACCGGUGAGAGCGGCAAGAGUACCUUCAUAAAGCAAAUGAGAAUAAUUCAUGGAUCUGGUUACACAGACGAGGAUAAGAAGGGCUUUACCAAGCUGGUUUAUCAGAACAUCUUCACCUCCAUGCAGGCCAUGAUCCGGGCGACUGAGACACUAAAGAUACCUUUCAAGUAUGAACAGAACAAGAAUAAUGCUCUGCUUGUGCGGGAGGUUGAUGUGGAGAAGGUAUCAUCCUUUGAUCAGCCGUAUGUCGGAGCGAUAAAGAUGCUGUGGUCUGACCCUGGCAUCCAGGAGGCAUAUGAUCGCAGGAGAGAGUACCAGCUCUCCGACUCCACCAAAUACUACCUUACUGAUUUAGAACGAAUAGCCACACCAGGCUAUGUGCCUACUCAGCAGGAUGUGCUGCGGGUUCGAGUCCCUACCACCGGCAUCAUUGAGUACCCUUUUGACCUGGAGAAUAUAAUCUUCAGGAUGGUGGAUGUGGGAGGUCAGAGGUCAGAGCGGAGGAAGUGGAUCCACUGCUUCGAGAAUGUUACCUCCAUCAUGUUCCUUGUGGCCCUCAGCGAGUACGAUCAGGUCCUUGUAGAAUCAGACAAUGAGAAUCGUAUGGAGGAGAGUAAAGCUUUGUUCAGGACCAUCAUCACAUAUCCCUGGUUUCAGAACUCCUCCGUCAUCCUUUUUCUCAACAAGAAAGACCUUCUAGAGGAGAAGAUUAUGUAUUCUCACCUUGUUGACUACUUCCCGGAGUUCGAUGGUCCUCAGAGGGAUGCCCAAGCAGGCCGGGAGUUCAUCCUGAAGAUGUUUGUGGACUUGAACCCAGAUAGUGACAAGAUUAUCUACUCCCAUUUCACAUGUGCUACUGACACAGAGAACAUCCGAUUUGUCUUUGCAGCCGUCAAAGACACCAUCCUGCAGCUCAAUCUCAAAGAAUAUAACUUGGUUUGAAAAGAAUGGGAAGGAAACAAGAAGAGAACAAGCAAGAGUCCUGCAGCCCCACUAAAUGCAGUUUCUUUUUAAACAUACCAUAAUCAUCUGCAUGAAACUCCAGCAGAGACACAUUUGUCUUUAAAAAGCGGCUUCAGUAGUUCACUAAUCUCCUGAGUUGUUGGAUUGGCCACUUUUUAAACAAUGGUUUUGUGUGGUUAAAUUAACUGCUUUUCUUGCACAUAAAUCUGUUCAGAUCUUGACACUCCCUCAUUCCAAAUGAGGCUGAAUCUUCACUAAACACUAGUUAUUCGCCCCUCCUUGAGUGUUUCGGAUGGGUAAGGGGCCUCCUCUUGUUUGACUCUUCGAAAAGGGCUCACUUCCUUACUUUUCUUUUGCCAGUCAUAACAUACACUACAGCAGGAGCAAAUGCCAAGCUACAUCUGACCCAUGCUCAUAUAUUCAUAUUGUUAGGAUCGAAGUAUCUUCAGCUCUCGCAGUGGUUUGUUUCAGAAUCUUUAGUUGUGCAUUUGGUUUAAAACAUGAACCCUUGAACUUGAGCAAUUGUUCACUCUCACAAUAUGUUGAAUGUAAAUAAUUUCUCAUUAUUUUGGUGCAGUAUAAGGCUAUACAGAGUACAGUUUUAUAUUACUUAAAAUUACACAUUAGUUUUAAAGAUUUUUUUUUUUUAUUCUAUGAACUAAGAGUAAAUUUGCAAGAACGUAACUGGGGUCUUUAAAAUAGAAUGACCCUAACCUACACCCUCCGCUUUCAUAAAAAUGAUUAUUGGUUACCCACAAUGAGAAAACGGGUUGAGACCGACACAAAAGGGAUUUGAUCUCACCUGUCAUGUUUUAUAACUUUGCCAAAAUAAAAAAAAAUAAUGUAAAUAAGAAUGCCAGAAUCUGCUAUAGUGUUUUGCAUACAUGCUGAAUUCAGGCUUUUAAUUGCCAAAAGAAGAUGUUUUAUUUUGUUGGAUGUUAUUAACGGUUCGUAUUACAUCUCUUUUGUCUGAAUCACAACGCAUAUUAGUACUGUGAUGUUCUCACUGAUGGUAACUUUAAUUUUCCUGUGCAAAACGUGAAUGAGAUAAACAGAUGCAUACAGUGCAAUACCUAGUUCAAAUUAUAAAUACUUCUGCCAAGUCACUGGUUGAUCGCUCUAAUAAUUUCUGGAUUGCCAUAUUAUCCAGAUGUUAUUUUAUAGUGUUUUAGCAAGAGGGUAAAUUGUUUGUAAUUGUAUGUCUAAUUUAUCAAUCAGAUCUCUGUAUUAAUACAGUAAUUUACGCUUUCUCCGAGUUACACCCCAAAGUUUUUCCAACCUAGAAACGGGAGGUGAUUUUAUACUGCUGUAAAUUAUCAAAACUAUUUUAAGAACAAUGGUUCUAUCUUUCUAAUUAUACUUCAUAUAUUUAGUUGUUGCUGUUCUUUUCCAAAUGCUUGAUAAUGGAAUCGCCAGUUUUCAUUUCAGGUAUGUGCUUUAUGCAAAUAGGAAAAAAUCUGACAAAAAAAACUUGGUGGUUAAAUAUUUACUGUUUAAAGGAGGCUUGCAUUUUGUAACUUUAAGGACAUGUGAUAGCUGUUGGUACCAAUCCCAUAUCGUGUCUCUUGCCUGAUUGUUAAAUAUUCCAUUAAGUUGAAAGAUGAUAGGUGAUAGAUUGCUAUUUUUGUCUUCACAAUGUAAUUCAGGUAAGUUUUCAUAACUUUCAUCAAAAGGGCUAUUACUAGCAGAUUUGGUAUGGAGUGAAAGGACUCUGUGGGUACCAUGGAGAAAUCAAGGUGCAAUUAAUGAAGAUGAUGGUUCGAAAUGUGUGUGUGGUGGUUUAGAAUGAUGGCUAUACGUUCAGUGAGGGAGGAAUACAGCAGUCCAUUUUUUAUUUAUCACAUUCCUACAAGUCUAGUGGGCGUCAUUGUUCACUUUGACCUGUUUGCAUUUUGACAAGGAGAAUGGCUUCAUUUAAAUGUACAGAUCACUCUUGGAGUUAACAGCCUGUUAAACAUGUGUACUGUUCUUGGAUAGAUGCUGUGGUUUUUAUGGAUGAUUCCCUUUGGCUUUGCACCAACAUUGGAAAGGCUCACUUGAUUAAUUGUGGACGAAAUUUUUUAUAUGCAAAUUCAAAAUUUUCUAAUUUAUUUGUUGUGUUUCUUACUCUUGAUUGCUUUCGUAGAUGUCUUCACAAAUGUUUUUCUAUAUAAUGGGCACUUUUAAUAAAGCCACAGCUUUUUUUUUGUUUGUUUGUUUUUUUCCUCUCAUCCUGUGUUAUUUACUUUUAGCAGCAAAUCAGUUAUGUUCACUAAUUGGCCAUUUAAAAAAAAAAAGCUGACCAGUGACUUGAGCCUUUCCAACCAAAUGACCAUGUUCUUUCCAAAUGAAGCUGCCUCAAUAUUUGAGGAAUUUAAAGUGAAGGUACUGGAAAGACCAACACACUUGUGGUUGCGAUCACUAGUUAAUAUUUAUUUAUUGUUUACAUUUUUGCCAUUCUCCAUGCCCUGACUUGAUUGGACUGCGUAUUCUUCCCAUGAGUCAAAGGCACUGAAACGGCGCCUCUAAAAUGGGCCUGUGUUCAUGCGACUUAGUUGUCCAUUCAAGUGCGCUCAUCGGUACUCUGAGGUGUGUGUGCAAGCAUGUCUGUGUGUGCACGCACAUCUGUGUGUGUGAGUAUGUUUGUAUAUAUAUAUAUAUAUAUAUGUAUAUAUAUAUAUAUAUAUA